UUCCAAGGCCCGCGCGCGUGCGCGGGAGAGACGGCUCCAGCGUGGAGGUUUCCGGUUCGAGGCGACUGAAGAUGUGACUGACGGGCCGGCGGCGGCCAGCGAACGAUGCUCGCCCUUCUGGGCGCGACUACCCUGGUGCUGGUCGCCAGGGCGCCGUGGGUGCUGCCCGCAGCCGCAGGUGUAGAAAAACUAAAAUCUCCUCAAAAUGUAGAGGUCUACAUCAUGGAUGACAACUUUAUCCUGAAGUGGAACAGGAGCAAUGAGUCUGUUGGGAAUGUGACUUUUUCAGCAGAAUAUCAAAUGCCUAAGAUGGAUAAUUGGAUAAAACUGCCUGGGUGUCAGUAUAUUACUAGUACCAAAUGCAACUUUUCUUCACUCAAGCCAAAUGUUUAUGAAAAAAUUAAAUUGCGUAUAAGAGCAGAAAAAGGAAAUGACACUUCUUCAUGGUAUGAGGUUGACUCAUUUGUACCAUUUCUAAAAGCUCAAGUUGGUCCUCCAGAAGUACAUUUAGAAGCUGAAGAUAAGGCAAUAAUAAUAAACAUCUCUCCUCCUGGAACAAAAAAUAGUAUCAUGUGGAAUCAGGAGGACUUUAAAUAUAGCUUGGUUAUCUGGAAAAACUCUUCAAGUAUAGAAGAAAGAGCUGAAACUGUUCAUGCUAGAGAUAAAAUUUAUAAACUCUCACCAGAGACUAUAUACUGUUUAAAAGUUAAAGCAGAACUAUAUUUGCAGAUGAAAGUUGGUGUCUAUAGUCCAGUGCAUUGUAUCAGUACCACAGUUGAAAAUAAACUGCUUCCACCAGAAAAUAUAGAAAUCAGUGCUAAAAAUCACAGCUAUGUUCUGAAAUGGGAUUAUGCAUAUUUAAAUGUGACAUUUCAAGUUCAGAGGCUCCAUGCCUAUUUAAAAAGGGAUUCUGAGAACUAUUCAGAUAAAUGGGAAUCAAUACCUAACUGUGAAGAUAUCAGAAUUACCCAGUGUGUUAUUCCUCAAAAAAAAUCCUCAAAAGAAAUUUACUUUCUCCGUGUACGGGCAUCUGAUGGAAAUAACACAUCUCUUUGGUCUGAAGAGAAAAAAUUUGAUACUGAACAACAAACUAUCAUGCUUCCUCCAGUCAUUAACAUAAAAUCCAGUAGCGAUUCAAUGCGUAUCUAUGUCAGUGACUCAGAAGAGUCUGAAAAAAGACCUGUGAGCCAGGAUUACCCACCAAUUUAUGAAAUUGUUUUUUGGAAAAACACUUCAAAUUCUGAGAGAAAAAUACUAGAGGAAAAUGCUGAUUUUACUGUUCCUAACUUACAACCGCUGACUGUAUAUUGUGUCAAAGCCAGAGCACAUCUUAUGAAUGGAAAGUGGAAUAAAAGCAGUGUUUUUAGUGAGAUUGUGUGUGAGAAAACAAAACCAGGACAUACUUCCAAAGUUAGGCUUAUAGCUGGAAUUUGCACUGCAUUAUUUGCUGUCCCAGUUGUCAUCUGUGCUGUGAAAGGCCUCUGGAGGUGCAUCAAUUACGUGUUCUUUCCAUCAGUUAAACUUUCCCAUGUGGCUGAGUAUUUCUCUGAACAAACAUUAAAGAAUCUUCUACUUUCAACUUCUGAGGAACAAACUGAAAGGUGUUUUAUAAUUGAAAAUGCAAACAUGAUUUCUGCGGUAGAAGAAACUAAUCAAAUUGAUGAAGAUAACAAAAAAUACAAUUCCCAAACUACUCAAGAUUCAGGAAACUAUUCUAAUGAAGAUGAAAAUAAUGGAAGUAAAACAAGUGAAGAACUUCUACAACAGGAAAUCAUAUGGCCAGAGAUUAACUCUGUGUACUGUUAGGUGGUUUUGUGGGAAUUACACUGGCAGCCUGAGCUCCCUGCUCCUCUCAGUGACUAUAAAGAGGAUCCUCGCUUGUUGGGGAAAGAAAACAUCUUCAGAUCAUAGGUCCUAAAAAUACAGGCAACACUUAACUAUUUAAAACUGAAAUUACAGGAGUUUGGAGAAAAGUUUUCUGUGUUCUUUUCUGUGUGUAAGAUCUUGACUUUUCUGUGUGUAAGAUCUCGAAAGACCCGGCGUGGGACAGUCUUCUAUGAGGAGUUAAAUCAAGAAGAUGGCCACCCGUGUUUCUAAUGAGAGCUUAAGUCCUGCUGUGCUAUGUGUUGUGGCUAAGGAGAGUAUGAGGGCACUUCAAAAAGUUCAUGGCAAGAUUCAUAUUAUCUCUUAAUUAUAUUUUUCCCUUGUAUUUGUGUUUCUGUCAGUUGAUGCUGUCAUGGGUGCUGCUGGUUACUACGUACGUCAUCUAUUCGUUCUCCAUUCCCAGUAUUAUAGUUCAUUAUUUUUCAGGAGAUAUUUUGAACAUUGGGUCUUUUAACACUGAGGUAGGCCCUUAGGAAAUUUAUUUAGAAAAAUCUGAAUUCCAUUAUCACUUGGUUUGCUGAAAAGUAGCUUAUCCUAGAAAAGAGCCACAGAUUCCAGAAAGAUGACUCUUAAAAAUGUUUGGGGAAGUUCUGUCCGUUUAUACCAAGAACAUUGGCUUCUGCAUCACAUUAUCUUUCCCUUACAUGGUUUAGGUUUAAAAUCAGGUGAUCUUUUACUACACAUUAAGACUUCCUGAUUUCAUAAUUUAUUAAAACAAUAGCUUCUCAUUAGAAUUGGCAGUCCCUGAAGUCAUAGAGAAGUGGGUAGUCACCUAAUUAGAGAAGUCAUUAUUACACUUUAAGAUCUGAGAGCAUUUACAGGUUAGUCACGGUGUAUGCAAGAAGUCUUGUGACCAGAAAAUGCCAAUGACAGAAGAGACAGAGAAGUAGAAUAAUUUAGCAGGUAAAGAAGUAGGUGAGAAAAUAAGAAUAGUAUAUGUAAUCAACUUUUAAUUAUUAACUCUCUACAUUUGUUUGUUUUUAUGGCUCAUCUGUAUCUCUUUUAAUACCAGGCCAGCUGCUCUACACUGUCUGCCAGUGUUCAGGCACCCCUUCUGCUCAGCCUGCACGUACUCAAGAAAAUGCAAAUUAUUUAAUAUCAGGGUGAGAGAAAAAAAUGUAACUAGGAAGAAAAACCUAAUUUUAAAAAUUACAUAAUGCUUUCCAAAGGCACCUGUAGCCUAUUUUUAGAUUACUUGAUAUUUGGGAUUAUCCGUGAAUAUCCUUUGAAGGCAGGAAGUCUAGGAAUUUGGGUGGCCCCUAGGGCAGAAUUCUCACUCCAUUUGUUGCAGCAGGGACCUGCAAAAGAGAAAGUUACAGAGGGCAGCAUGCUGGGGAGUGUGUGUCACUAAGGCCAGUCUUACUUUUGUAGUUUCCUCUGCUGAGGUAACAGCAUCGUCCUGGUAGAAGAAAAGGUUGAAAGCAGCUACACUGGGGAGGGCUGUGACAAUCAGCACACCCUGGGCACAUACACAAGUCUGCAGACCACACCAUAUGGGUUCCUGGCCCUGCCGCUCCAGCUUCCUGAGCCAUUCUAGCAGAGUGUGACAGGCCAUAGAGAAGGCCCAGGAAUCUCCUCCAAGACAGCUCUGCUGGAGAAUCCCUACGGUGACCCGAACACAUCUUUUCAUCUUUCUGACCAGAGGCAAUUGGUUUAAAGCACGUCUUCUGGGUUGGCCUCAUGUUUGUAAAGGCCCUGUCACUUUGGAAGUUUGCUUCUUUAAGGAGACUGGGAGCAUGUCAUGACACCCUGCCACCAUUGCCUUUCAGAAUGUGCCAGUUCAAUGAUCCUGUCCAGCACUUCUGGCCCUGCGUUAACCACAGGGAAAAGGAUGCCUCAGACUGGAUAGCCUGAAAAGAAACAACAGCUUUGCAGGAUGUGGAGAAGAGAAAACUCAGACAUUAGCAUUAAAAGGCACCAGUGAGAUAAUUAGGUCCCUAAGAUGUAGGAACACACAUCUUCAAGUUAUGAGACUAUCUGGUUUUCAGUGAACAAGCACCUGAGCCAGCAGCAGCAGCAAAAAAAAAUUUUUUUUGCUUUGUCUUCUAGAAAUAGUUCUAUUUCAUCCUUCAUUAUACUGCUUAAUCAGGAUGUGCUUAGUUGUAAGGCAGUGAGUAUUUGUUCUGAACAAUAACAUUCUUAGAAAUGCCAUGCACUGGGAACACCAAUAAAUUGCCUCAGAAUUAUAAUAUUCAUAGUUCUUUGUCUGGAUAUAAUCUAAGAAUUGUAUCUUUUCCCCAAAAGAGGCUAUGAUGUUUAAAGCAGCCUCAAAUUGCUCUUAAGGCAUUCAGGGGUGUACAGAAGCUCCCCCCACCCCCUACAUGACUCAAACCACCUGACAUGUUAUACAUUUGUUCUGUUUGGUGUCUGUCUGCCCCCACCAGAACAGAAGCUGGAUAAGUGAGGACUUUAUUUUACUCAUUACUGUAUCCCCAGCACCUAUAACAUUGCAGCGCCUUGCACACAGACAAUACUCAGAAAGUAAUUACAGAAUGAAUGAAAUCUAAAAUUGAACAAGCUGGGUGUUCUUGACUGUAUUAUUGGGUUUUGGAAGGACGUAAGCACGUUUUCAGUGUUUCUAUGCAAUAAACUUGUAUCUUUUAUUUGUAUUUUUGUCUUAAACCCUGAUGUUGUACACAAUCUUUUAUAAUAAACAC
Molecule: messenger RNA, 4541 nt
Organism: Cynocephalus volans (Philippine flying lemur)
Lineage: Eukaryota; Metazoa; Chordata; Mammalia; Dermoptera; Cynocephalidae
Gene: IFNAR1
Product: interferon alpha and beta receptor subunit 1
Exons: 11
Coding region: 106-1806 (566 amino acids)
Biological process (GO): type I interferon-mediated signaling pathway
Cellular component (GO): plasma membrane
Molecular function (GO): type I interferon receptor activity; protein binding
Source: RefSeq, a predicted model, not a curated record